This is a messenger RNA of Dendroctonus ponderosae (mountain pine beetle), 2418 nucleotides long. RefSeq names its product organic cation transporter protein. Lineage: Eukaryota; Metazoa; Arthropoda; Insecta; Coleoptera; Curculionidae. Gene Ontology annotation, biological process: transmembrane transport. Gene Ontology annotation, molecular function: transmembrane transporter activity; lipase activity. The coding region runs from base 27 to 2354 and encodes 775 amino acids. The record is from RefSeq and is a predicted model, not a curated record. Gene Ontology annotation, cellular component: membrane. The transcript has 14 exons.
GCGAUACUUUGAUAGGGUAUUUAAAAAUGGAUAACCACAGCAAGUUGCUGUUUCCACCAGAGGAAAAAUUAGAGGAUCAAGUUAAAUUCGAGUAUUUUUCCAGAGAUUUCCCUGAAGGUAUCCCUAUUGGAGCACCAAGUGAACUGAGAAAAUUGAUAAACGCAUCAAAGCCCACAAAAUGUGUGACCCACGGAUGGAUGUCGGGAGGGCGCAAAGAUUCGAGCGUCAGCAUGAGAAAAGGAUUCCUGCACAAAUAUGAUGCCAAUGUGUUGGUGUUAGAUUGGAGCGCCAUAUCGGGCAACGUUUUCUACCCGAUCCCGAUGAUGAAAACUCCGGAGAUAGGAAAAUACUACGGCGCUUACCUCAACUACCUUGUAGAAGAGUUGGGAGUGAAUCCGGAAGACAUUCACCUAGCAGGCCACAGUUUGGGGGCUCAUAUUUCAGGCUUUGCAGCCCGGGAAGUAAAAAGCGGCAAAAUAGGCAGGAUUACCGGCCUUGACCCCGCGUUGCCCGGCUUUGACAUUGGCCUGGUUUCCUCAGGAACUUUGAGUAGCUCAGACGCGGAUUUUGUGGACGUAAUUCACACGUGUGCGGGUUUUUUGGGGUACAAACUACCCAUUGGACAUGCGGACUUCUACCCGAAUGGAGGCGGUCCUCCGCAGCCAGGAUGCAGCGUAUUAAAGUUGCAGAAGGUAAAUAAUGCUAAUAAAGCCAUGGAAGACGACGACACCAAAGACACGAAAACAAUGGACUUCGAUGAUAUUCUUGUGGAACUUGGAGAACUGGGACGAUUCCAGAUCAUAAUGUAUCUUUUGGUGUGUCUUCCUGUUCUGUUUGGAGCCGCCAACAGUCUCAGCUACGUGUUUACUGCAGGAGUACCAGAUUACCGGUGUUUCAUCCCGGAAUGUGAAAACGCUUCGAACCCAAUUUUCGAAGCACCAUGGAUAGAUUGGGCGCUCCUUCAGGAUAACAGCAGCCAAGUGAUAGGAUUCCGAGCCGACCAAUGUGAUCGCUUUGCAGUCAAUCAAACCGCCUGGAUUGCAGACGAAGAACAAUGCACUAAGUCUAUCUUUGAUAGGAACAACAUUGUUAAGUGCACCGAAUGGGUCUUCAGUGGCAGUGAUUACACGAUUGUUAAUGAGUGGAACAUCACCUGCACGGAAAACCAAUGGAAAAUUUCCUUAGUUGGCAGCAGCCACUUUGCUGGCAUUAUAGUGGGAUCGGCGUUGUUUGGGAUUUUGGCUGAUAGAUGGGGCCGAAAAUUGGUGUUCAUAUUUUGCAUUCUGCUUAUGACCGCAUCUGGAGUUCUUCAGGUCUUCGCCCCCGAAUACAUAACUUUUGUGGUUCUCGUGUUUGUCAAUGCUCUGGGCACUGCUGGAGUUUACCCAUUGGCCUUUAUUUUAGGGGUUGAAAUGGUUGGCAAGAGUAAGAGGGAAAUCACUGGAAUGGUGCUGAAUUACUUUUACGCUGUUGGCGAGGCUCUAGUAGCCUUAUUUGCGUGGAUUUCCAGAGACUGGAAAGAAUUGCAACUAAUUGUGUCCGCCCCAUCAAUAGUUUUCAUCGGUUACUACUGCAUUAUUCCAGAGUCUGUCAGGUGGCUGAUGGCGAACUCCAGGAACCAAAGAGCCAAACUCGUAAUAAUGAAAGUGGCUAAAAUUAACCGAGUGAAACUAUCUGAAGGCUUGCUAAAAGCCUUUCCAGACGAGCAAGAAAAUCAGGAAACCGAUUACAAUCCCAAAGACAGAAUGUUGCCAAUUAUCAGGCAAAUGCUGCGCUCCAGAACCCUGAUUAUUCGAUUUUCCAUCAUGUACUUUAUUUGGGCAGUGAACGCUUUCAUUUAUUAUGGACUAUCCAUAAAUGCAACCUCCUUGAGCGGGAACAAAUACAUCAACUUUGCUCUGGUUAGUCUGGUUGAGAUUCCUGGAUACAGUUUGGCUUGGAUUUGCAUCCAGAGAUUGGGCAGGAAACUAUCUUUGGUAUUGUCGCUGCUGUUAUGCGGCAUCACUUGCACCCUCACAAUUUUUAUUUCCAAAGUUGCCAGCAACUGGGCAGUGAUAGCUCUAUUUCUCCUGGGAAAAAUGGUAGUAACUGCAGCUUUUGGAGUUGUUUAUGUGCACACAGCUGAAAUGCUGCCCACUGUUAUACGAAGCGGAGGAGUGGGAAUGGCGUCAACCACAGCCAGAGUUGGAGCUCUUCUGGCCCCCUUCGUUCCGCUAUUGGGAGUUUACUUCAAGGCUUUGCCAAUGCUGAUGUUUGGAGGCUUGGCAAUUGCUGCCGGCCUUUUGGCUUUGAAGUUGCCGGAAACUUACGGAAAGAAACUGCCAGAAACAGUAUUAGAAGCCAUCAGGCUCUGACUAUUUACGACAAUAUACGGGCGAAAAUGUAAGGAUUUUUUUAAUCAAAGUCUCUUGCUGUUUU